AUGCUUUGCUCAAGCAAAAAUGGGAUCUUUAACUGCAUUUAUCUUCAAUUUCUUACAUCAGACUGGUCAAAAGAAAGAGUAAACAACUGGGCAGCUCAGGUCUUUGAUGAAAACGUCGCUGAAAAAUUUCUAGCCAAAGAAAUGACAGGGGCAACAUUGUUCCGUGAACGAAUCACCGGUGUUGAGAGUAUGGAGCAUCUUGGACUGCUAACGUUGAGGAACCAGGAGAACUUUAGGAGUCUUGUUGAGCAGUUAAAAGGUUAGAUUUACUUUCAGGCUCAUUUCUAUGGUUCUUACUGUAUUUUGCCUAAAUUAGUGCCAAUCACAUCAAGUCUGCUAAUCUUCUAAUGAAACCAAAUAUUGAAAAUAAGAGGACAUCAGUUUUAGUUAGCAUGCACGUGCAUCCUAGAUUUAAUACGUACAUGCUUUUAUAGUCUUUCACAAACCAUGAUUAAAUUUUCGUUUUAAUCUUGAACAGGGCAAACAGAAUCCAGAAAAUCAGCUUUACCUCCUAUGGCAACUAAAGUUCACCUAUCCAAAUCUGACAGGCUGUUAACACAUCAUGAAAAGAAGAAUCUGACUUGUGAAGAGAAGGGGAUUUACAACACAAAGUAAGAUUUUUUACUUAAAGAAACAAUGUUGUGAAUAGGGACUAAUUUUAUUGUUCAAACUUAAAUUGUCUUCCUGUGUUAGCAAUCGACUACUUGAUGAGUCAAGAUACAGAUGCAUGUCUAAUUAAAUUGUUAAAAACGUCUUCUUGAUCUAUGAGGAUGAUGUGGAGAAUUAGGAAGAUAUGUAGCUGAAAUUAAGGUUUUAAAGGGUCAAAGUAAUGAUAUAAGGUAUUUACAACAGGGAGAGGGUGAGAGGAAGAGGUUCAAAACGUUGGGUAAAUAUCUCUGCAAGGCCUGCAAUUGUUGUCUUAUUUUUGUUUGUUUGUGUUUUAUGACAGAAAGAAGAUGGUAGUUGCAGAAAUUAAAAAAACAUGGCCAGUUGAUGAAGAAAUACCCUCUUUCCGUCCUCACCAAAUUGAUGAAGUUGUAAAGCUUAAUAAUUUUGCGAAACGGUCAAGUGAAGGCAAGGAUUCAUCUAAAUACAUUUUCCUACAGUGCGCAUUUGGUACAAAUGCCAUUCGAGAAAUGGUCAUGGGCCAUACAAGCGAGAGAAGGUGAAGUUUCAAAGAUACUGCAAUCCAGAAGGGGGCUACUUCAGAUCCAAAUGCAAGCAAUGGUGACACUGAAAGUGUUGAAGACUCAAGUAGCAGCCCAAGCUCAUCACCUCCAUCAUCUAUGAAAAAGAUCAAAAUGCAUGCAGACUACUUUCACCCAGGUUAGUCUAAAGUUUUAGCUACAAACUCCUUCUAACAUGAACAACAUCCAUUGUCCACCUCACCUUCUACAUUGUAACUUCCCAGAAGAUUUAAGCCACGAUUUAAUCAAGGUCAAGUUUAUUGCUCAUUAUUCAAGUUGAUACAGCAUAAGAUGGCUUAGAAAAAACAGUAGGUUAACAAAUGGUGAAAAGUAAAUAUGAUAAACAGGUUUGUUGAUAUGUGCACACAGUGACCAAAUUAGCCAAAGCUUUCGUGUUGGUCACUGUCCCAUAUGAAUAAACUGAGGAGUCCAAGAUAUAAGUGUGAAGCAGUAAUAAACUAGGGUAUGGAGAGGUACUUGUUUCUGUCUAUUAGAAUUUUUCUAGACUUUUUGAUACAGUGCGAUAAAACGCUAUAUUAAACUUUAUGAUAAAAAAAGAAGAAAAAAUGCACAGUUGAUAUGGUAUUUCUGAGAAAUACAGUUAUAUACUAUUAAUAUUUAUUAUCAUCACUAUUAGUUAAUUAAUUUAUUAGUGUAGACCAUUCACAUUUUUCUUCUAGAUUUGACUCAGUCCAGUUGCGAAGCAUUUACAGCCUUUAAAGAAAAUGUUUGGGUUAUCCCUUCUUAGAGGUCACGAUAAGAAUACAUACAUUAGGGCAUUAGCAGCUGCCCUCCUCAACAACAAUUAUGUGUCAUUCACAGAUAGUUCUGACCUGGCAAAUCUCACCAUAAAAGACAUUAAGAUUUUAAAAACUGUGGAAGACUGAAACAGCUCUAAACUACUCACCUAUUUGAUGCUCACUUUACAUUAUAAAGAGGAGUGAUAUUUAUAGCGGCAUUUUCAAAGGACUAAAGGACCUCAGUUUCACCUAUUGUAUAAAAAAGUUGCUUCUUGUUUUGAAGUGUAAUUUAAAUUCAUUUUAGUUUACAGGUAAUUGUAUUCUGUAUGUCAAGGCCUUAUUACUAGAUUUUUUGAGGAAUAAAGUUCUCAUGCAAUUCCUUUUCAUAAGUUUAGUUGUUGUUAUGUGAUGUGUUUAAAAAACCUUUACAGAUAGUGAAGAGUGGAUGCAUGCUGAAAAGACUUGUAAAUCAUGACUUGAAACAUGCAGUAUCCUAGCUUUACGGUAAACAUUGCUUGUGUUCAGGAAAAGAAUGUAAAUCUUGAUUAAAGAGUUCUGUAUCACUUCAUUGUACUGCUCGAAUGUGUUGAUGUGGCUUCAGUUCUAUGUUAAACCCAUUAUGUGUUUCAAAGUUUGUAUAUUCCUGGAAAGCUAGUGCCAUUGCUGGCAGGGGAACAUGUUUCCACCUUAGUCUAGCUUUGCGGAAAGUUACAAGCAUUUAUGGAAGAAAAUGUCAACCAAGCAUGGAUAUAAGAAAUUUUCCACAUUCCACAUUUAGAAAAAAGGGCAUUCCACCUUUGGAUGCCGCGAAUCCAAGUUUGGAAAUCAAUUUUGCACGGGAUUUUUCUUUUUUUGGAAAUAUGAAAUUCUGCUUUUGGAUAAGUAGUUAACCAUAUAUGGAGAUAUGGCUUUUCCAACUUUGGCAAAUAGAAAUUCCCUUUGUGGAUGUUAAUAUUUUUCCUUCUUUGGAAAUAUAAAAUUCUGCUUUUGGAUAAGUAGUUAACCAUAUAUGGAGAUACCGCUUUCCAACUUUGGCAAAUAGAAAUUCCCUUUUUGGAUAUUAACAAACCCAAAGUUGGAAAUUACAUUUCCCAUGUUCUUGUCUCCGAAUACAAAAGAAACUAGCGUUUUUUUUAAUUGAAAGAUGUUCAUCAUUUUGAUAGUAUUUUGGACCUGAAGCAAUACAUUGUAGACCACUAUCAGGAAGAGAUGUAGGUGCACGAAACCAACUUUGAAUUAGGUUACUUCAUUGGAAAUCAUCGCUUCAACAUAACAAAUGAAUUGCACUUAGCCAAGGCUAUGUCUUUGGAAAAAAAAAAAGAUUAGUUAUGUACUCGAUGGAUGGACGCCAUGCCAACACAAAAGAGGAAACUUAACAAAAGUUGGUCAAGUUCACGAACACCAAGAAGACAUACUGACAAGGUAAAUUGAACACUGAGUGUGCGAGAGUUUAUAGUUCUUGAGAUCACGAAUACCAACCAGAAAUCACUUGCAAAUGUCUUUAUGUGUGUGAGGUCAGGUCGCCAACGCCAGAACGCCACUUCUUCUAGUUGUUGUGGUUCAAUUUUAUCCUUGGUUUACAUGUUAUUAUUUUUCUUGUGUUUCAAGCUCAUUAUCAUGCAUUACCAUUCCCAAAAACAAAAGUAAAUCAAAUUUAACCCAAGGAUAAAAUUGAACCACAACAUACACUCAGACGAAACUGCAAACAACGCAACUGGCAACAAAACACAUAACCACUUCACGGAAACGGCCUCCAAUCAUCAGUUAUUUACCAAGAGAUCGUCAAACUUAAGGACAAUAACACUUCCGAAAUGUACAUCGGACUCACAGAAAACGACUUCAAGACAAGAUACAGACACCACACUGCAUCAUUCCGUCACGAAAACCACAGAAACUCGACCAAAACUCAGCAAACAUAUCUUGACUCUUAAAAACAAGAACAUCGACCACUUUAUUUCAUGGCGAAUCAUUUCAUCAAGCUAAACCUACAAUAGCUCAAGUAAAAUAUGCAAUCUCUGCCUUAAAAAGAGAAAUUUUUCAUAAUCUGUCGACCUGAUUUGUCAUUACUUAACAAACGUAAUGAGCUUAUCUUCUUGCCACCACAGGAACAAAGAGUUGCUAUUUAAAAACUAAACAUUCCAUCAUUUGGAUUAACCACAUCAUUGAUUAUGUAAAUCUUAGGUAUAAAAAAGACAGGUAUGAAUAUUCUUGUCAUUAAAAUCCCCUGAAGACCUGAAGAGAGCACAAUCACGAAACAGGCUGGUAGGGAUAAAAGUGUAGUUUCUUUCAGUUUUACAAAAUAUGUAUAUAUCUGUCUGGAUUUGCAAAAACACGGCUAAGAAAUCUCUCUUAUAUACCUUCUGACUGAGUCUUGUAGUAGAGCAUGUGUUUUUUUUUUUCAUUGUCACUUUUUAUUUAUUUAAUCGAUACCGAAUAAGCUGCAGUAUUAACCUACCCCCCCCCAAAAAAAAAGUUUUUCAUAACUUCCCAUAAUUCUCUCUGUAUGUCAGUUUGAAAUCAGCGUGCGUAUUAGGCUGAACUCAGCUCUCGUAGUGGGUUGUCUUAGGGUUUUUUGGCUGCCUUAAGCAAAGUUUUCUGGAAGGCAUCAUUAAGCCUUAUGAAGGAACAAUUCUCACGACUGGCAAAGUCUGCUAUGUCCAGUAUCUUCUUGUAUUUCGUCUCAUUUUGGGCUACAUGGGUGAAAGACUGAUCCCGGGCUUGAGACGGAAAGAUUGGAUAUUGCCAGCUUUGUUGUUGGCAGAACAAGUCUUUGGCUUCACUAAAUAGGUUCUAGGGAUGAAAUCUAUUAGGCGAGAUGGAAUUGACGCUGAUUUCUGACCAGGCCAAAGACUUAGUAAAAAAUUGUUUGAAAGGCAGGGGGUGUGUUUCUCCUUUUCAACUGCUACAUUUGGUUUACAUUUGCCAUCUUGAAUAAAUGGACUGUCAGUGAGUCGAGAAAGUUCAACGUGACGAUUUCGCCCGUGUUAAGUGUGGACAUGUUGAGUGUUUUUUUUGGAAGUGUUGUGAUUGUCGCCAAAGUCAUUUAUUGUGAUUUACCAAAAGUGUUGACAGACCAAUCUCAGGUAUGUACGUGUGUGGUUGAGCUCGUGUUACCAGAAUACUUUGUCCCCGCAUAAAAACGCCUCGUGAGUGUUUUGUUUGGGUAAUUUUGUCAUAGAAAGCCUAUUCUUUGCUCAAAGAUUGUGGAUUCUUAAUCUGUUUUCGGCCAACACUGAGGAAUGGGCCUCAUGGUUUGACUGACUAAAAGAUUACAAUUUCUGAACGUUUCAAAAGUUGUUUAUUUUAUCGCAAAAUCCUGUUACUUCUGCGAGAGAACUUUACUGUCUAUUGCCAGCAAUAAUAAUGUCAUUGUUUAGCCUCAGCUAGUGACUUUUGACUGCUUUCCAUUCUUCUUACAUGUCAAAUUUUUAAAAUGCACUUGUUCAAUAAUUUGUUUGUGAUGAUUUAGCCGAUGAUGAAGCGGACACCACAACAAUUAAAAAGGCCGAGAAAAGAGCUGCAGUUAAUUGUAAAUCUUUACAGGGAAAGAAGAGAAAAUCCAGCAUUAAUUUUUCGACAUUCGUAGAAUAUUUGUACCGAUGUUGUUAACACUAUUGCCAAAGGGAUUAACCAUAAAAUCGAAAGGAAUGACACUGAGAUUGUUUACAAUCCUUCUGCACUGCCUGACAUUGUCCACUUUUGAUACAGCUAUUUCGAGAAAGGUUGUUGGAAAAGAGCGUAAAAGUGCACGCGAAAAUCCCGAAAGGUACUGUGGGCAUUUUUAAAUUCCCGGUUCUGCCUUCAGCAUUUCAGGGAAUUGUGAGAAAAUGGCUCAUGACGCCAUGGACGUGUGUUUGCGGGUCCUAGCUAAGAGAAACCAACAAAAGUAGGAUCGACAGCUAUAGCAGGUAUAGCAACAAAAGCAGGUUCGACAGCUAAACAUACCUUGCUUUGAAACUGUUUUUCAAUUGAAGCAAUACUUUCUGGAAAAUUGUCAAGCAGAAAUUUCUCCAGCAACUGACACGGCAUUUCAAAGCGGUUACUACGCUGAAGGAAUCAAGAAAUUCUUUAUAUCAUUGAAAAACCAACUUGCCGAAGCAUUUGCGGGUGGAUCCACAGAAAGACGUUCCGAGAGGUUCUUCGAGCAGAAAGAGAAAAGGUAAGGAAAAUAAUAAAUUAAAGCAUCGUUUACUUUUCAUUUCCUCUAAUACUGCCUUGCCACUGACAUGUUUUUCUGACAAAUAUUUGGGAAAAAUCAGCACAAAACGAACAUGUUGCAUGAACUUGAAUAUGAAAAAGACAAUUUUGAACUAAUUUGCUAAAACGAGUCAGGUUGCACUAUGUGUAAUUGUAGUUCAAGGGUUUGUUAUGUUUUUACCUUAUUUUACAGACGAGCCCUCUCAGAAAAUUGGAAAAAUUUAAUAUCGUUUGUUCCUCCAUAGGUUAACGGAACCCACAACAGUGAGGAUACCCCUCCCAGUGUGCCAUUUUUUACUGGUAUUUCGAAAGCUUCGAAAGCUUCGAAAGCUUCCAAAGCUUUGACGUCAGGUAAAUUCAGUACACAAUCGAUGGACAACGCUGCACAAAAGGCAAGACAGGCAUUUCUCAGCCAAUGUAUGCAGCCUAUUUUGUACGUUAUUUCCUUAUCAAUAACCAAAUUAUCUGCUAUUUGUAGGUGCGGAUACGUAAUAGAUUCCUUCAGCAGCUCAAGGACCUUAAAGCACUAAAAGAAGAUGCCGUCCUCACAGAAAACGAAUUGAAAGAAUUGAAUUCUUUGUAAAUUUUGGUAUUAAGUACGUAUUUAUCCACUGAUCCUUAUUAAUAUUGAAUAAAUUGUCUUUAUUUAUUUAUCACAAGCAUUCGACAUGUGAAAUGUAGUUUCUAGUUUGUUCAUCAGCAACUUGAAGAAAUGCUUCUUCCACCAUAAGUUGGGGAUCCAUGCAAAGUUGCCAGGCCGCAUCUUUUUCCCUUAUCCAAUUUUUGGUUCAGAUGGCUCAGAUGGCAUAAAAUCUGGGCUGUAUGGUGGAACGAAUACAACCAUCGCUCCUGUGGCAUGA
Molecule: messenger RNA, 6984 nt
Organism: Porites evermanni
Lineage: Eukaryota; Metazoa; Cnidaria; Anthozoa; Scleractinia; Poritidae
Source: the annotation of a GenBank genome assembly